AGGGUUAGUGCCUGGGGUGCGGUGAUUCACCUGCGGCGGAUAGCGCGCUUUCUCAGCCCGGAUCUCGUCCAAUUACAGACCAGCACAGAAACCUAACUUCCGGUCACACACGUAGACUAGUCUAGGUGAUCUAAGCGAAUCUUUCCGACCGGGAUUGUGCGUUUGUUUUGUUCUUAUUAUUAUUAUUAUUAUUCGCUCUACGGUUCCUGGAGAAGUUGUAAGGAAGUUGUGGUACAGAAGAUUCAGUGAGUCUCAGGACUGUAAGACACUCUCAGGAUCUUUGGCUUCACAAAGGCGACCCGUGGGAACGUUUUAAUCGCCUUGUCAAGAUGCGUAAAGAAAAAGAAGCCUUUGGUUUUCUCACUUUGUUCACAGCACUCGCUGUGCUGUGUGAGAGCAGGUUGGUGAAAGUGCCUGCUGGUCCACUGGUGCGUGUCGAGGGCCAGUCUGUGUCGAUUCGCUGUGAUGUCUCAGACUAUGAGGGACCACCUGAGCAGGAUUUUGAAUGGAGCCUUAUACUGAGUAGUGAUUCCAGUAUUCCACUCAUCUCCACUUUCGAUCAGACCUACACAGACUCAUCGAUGAAGGACAGGGUCAGAAGCGGUGAUAUUAGCAUUAAGAAAUUGGCGGAUGAUGCAGUAGAGCUGACUAUUAACAAGGUCAGGGCCUCGGACAGCACCGUUUACCGAUGCAGCACACCCAGCACUGAUUCUUCCGUCAAAGGGAACUACUUUGCAGAUGUGGAGCUUAAAGUUAUCGGUGACUCUCUAAACGUGACUUCAGCCAUUUCUCAGAAAACGGUGUCAGAAGGCGAGUCACUGAACCUACAGUGCAACAUCAGUCGGGCCUACACAGCACACACUUCCCUGUCUGUCACUUGGGCUAUUAGAAAAGGCUCUGCCACAUUGGAAGAGCUCUUGACAUUUGGACCAGAAGAUGUGAUGAAGGUGGGACAAGCCUUUGCCCAGCGUUAUGCAGAUGGAGAACUUAUUGUGCGGCUCUCUGGUGGUGGCAGUUACGGCUUGAUCCUGAAGGGAGUGAAACCAAAGGAUCAGGGUGUGUAUGUAUGCACAGGCAGAGAGUGGACGAGGCAGCCUGGAGGCGGGAAGGGCUGGCAGAAUAUUCUAGAAAGGAGUGAGGAAAUGGGGAAUGUUCAAGUCACACCCUUAGCCCGUUCUCUGGUGGUUUCUCUGGAGAAGAAUGUUACACUUAGUGUAGAGGACACUCUGAAUCUGACCUGCUCAGUAGCUGCUAAUGGCCUGCUUUCUUUGGGCAUGGAGGUGAUAUGGCUGGUCAAGGGAAUUAGCAGCUCUGACAGCCAGCGGGUGCUGCUCCAUGUUGGCCGUGACGGUCAAGUUCUGAGUGGCUCUGAGCUUGUGGCCAUGAGCAGGGUUCAGCCAGGCUUCUACAGGCUUCUAAUCCCCAAAGUGCAGCCCUCAGACUCCGGCCUGUACUCUUGCCAGAUAAAGGGCUGGUUACCGCAGGGCAGUGGAGGAUGGUAUCAGGCUGCUGAGAAAACCUCUGAUCCUAUCCAAGUUCUGGUAACGCAACUUGAACCAGAUUUUAAGGUGGGUCUCUCAGCCCCUAAGAUCCCCGAAUUCACAGAUGACCCCACUGAGCUGCUCUGUGUGGUGACCGAUCUAGUGAACAUGCCAGAUGGUAGUCUGGGAGUGACUUGGUCCUACGCCAACAUGCCAGAAGAUGCAUCAAAGGACAUAACCACCAUCGCUUCCAUAGAUCAACUUGGGGUACUGGUACCAGGAGUGACGUAUCAGCAGCAGCUGGGUAAUGGAAAUAUAGCAGUGACUCGCAGUGGACUGACCACAUUUAAGCUACAACUGCUGCAAACUCAGGACAAGGACAUGGGUUUGUACUACUGCAGUGUGGCUGCCUGGACCCGUGGCCGCCAAGGAGAAUGGAACAAGGCCAAAGAGAUUAAGUCCAAUUCUGUCAAAGUACAGUGGUCAUCUAAGACACCUUUGCUCAGUGUGGCAGCUGAGAAAGUAAGAGAGGCCUCGACAAGCGGCUCCCCAUUUGAGAUGAGCUGCCAGAUGUCUUCCCAGAACAUACAAAAUCCCAGCUAUUCAGUGCUCAUCCGCUAUGAAGAGAUGGCAGGUGGAAAGACGCGUAAAGUUCUGUCACUGAGUGCAGACUCCGUACUGCAGCUGGAGGAAGGAGUGGUUCCCAGCCGUGCUGAUGGUGUGGCUCUAGAGAAGACCGGCCCACUAGAGUACCGCUUCCGUCUGAACAGCGCUCAAGUGUCUGACCGAGGCUUCUACUUCUGUGAUGUAACUGCUUGGACACGUGAUCAGAGCAACACAUGGAAGAGUGGAGUCAGUGCAAAAUCAAACAAAAUACAGCUCAACUUUACUGACACAGGUCCUGUAUUCAAUGUGUCCAUUUUCUCAGAAAGCAGUCAGAUUACGCCUGGGGACACAGUCAAAAUGGAGUGCAUUAUGUCUGUAUAUGGAGCUACAUCCAACACAGGUGAGGUGGCAUAUGACGUCGAUUGGUUCCAGAGUCCAGCACAUGCUUUGGAGAACGGUGCUGUGCCCCUGAUCAGCAUGGACCACUGGGGAGUAGUAAAGAAGAGCAGAGGAAAUGAGAGCGAACAGUGUAGUAUACAACGCACCGACAGGGACACGUUUGUGCUCCAUCUUUACCAUGUUCAGGACAGGGACAUCGGAGAGUACUAUUGCACAGUCAAGCUCUGGCAUUUCUCCCCAGACACUCGACUUUGGAGAGAGGGGCAGAAAAUCACCUCUGGCCCAGUCUAUCUCUCCAUCAACUUGCCAUUGUGGGACUCCAUGAAAAACCCAGUGUUGUAUGGUCUUGCAGCAGCACUGCUUGUUGGCCUACUGUCCAUUGUUCUUGGUCUCAUCACUUCACGCUGCUGCUUCUCCAGAAACCCGAUGCACACACCCCGUAGCAAGCUCAUGGAUCUGGAAAUGGACUGAGCCAUGUGACCCAAACAUUGAGAUGAAAAUCUUCCUCCUGCUAAUGUGACCUCAAUUUACUUUAACCCACUUCAAGAUAGCAUGGCUGCUAAUGUAAUAGAAAUUGUAUUGAGCCACAAGUAUUCAUAUAUGUGUGAGUGCACUGUUUAAAGGGAGAAAAGGAGAAUCUACUACUCGCGUGUUCUCAGGACAAUGUGUUCACUCCAGUGAGACACGCUUGCUGUAUCUCAGGAUUAACCUUCCGAAGGUGGCCCCAUCCACAUUAAUAACUGUUCUCAGAACCUGUCCAGGGUUUCAGCGUUUUUGGAAGCACUUCAUCAGGAAUUAAAUUUUGCACCCCCUACAGGCAAAGAACUGCAUUGCAGUGCAUCUCUCAGAGCUACAUAAUGAUGUGUAGAUUUUUAUUCCUGGAUGAAGAACUCUUGUGAAAGAGCUGCGGAAGCACAAGACGUGUUGAACGACCAGUGAAGCAAAUUUUAGUCUGCAUUCAUUCCCCUAGUCUCACUCCAGAUUCAGCCCCUGUCACUUGACGACAUCAGCCAUGCAUAUCCUGCAUCUAAGCAGCCUGCCUGUCAGUCAGUGCAGAGUCCUGCUGUUCAGUAUAGUGUUGUUUAGUAUUCCAGCUGACCGUCACUAAUGGCCGGGGGCAUGGCUUCCUGAUCUGCUCCCCCAAUGCACCCCUGCGUCGUGCACUCACUGCAAUCUAUUAGGGCAUGCUUGGCUACAAGCUAGAGUCCAUUGUCCUAAUGACUAUCAGUUACUAGAGCUGGGGACUUUGCAGGAGAAAGUGUGCCAUGCUGGUGUAUAGCACACUGGCCUUGCAAAAGCCCAGCUAAAUGAUCUUCCACUUCAUGCUUGCAAAUGCUCCCUUCCUUCACAUAAUGCACACACACAUUGAUGCAAUCACGUACUAAUUUUCAAAUGCAUAAUUUUUUUUUUCUUC
Messenger RNA from Tachysurus fulvidraco (yellow catfish), 3900 nucleotides. Its product is annotated as prostaglandin F2 receptor negative regulator-like. Bases 330 to 2957 code for a protein of 875 amino acids. The transcript has 9 exons. Lineage: Eukaryota; Metazoa; Chordata; Actinopteri; Siluriformes; Bagridae. The record is from RefSeq and is a predicted model, not a curated record.